Equus quagga is the source of this 6397-nucleotide messenger RNA. RefSeq names its product ADAM metallopeptidase domain 19 (gene ADAM19). Gene Ontology annotation, molecular function: metalloendopeptidase activity. The record is from RefSeq and is a predicted model, not a curated record. The transcript has 23 exons. The coding region runs from base 124 to 2853 and encodes 909 amino acids. Gene Ontology annotation, biological process: membrane protein ectodomain proteolysis. NCBI's taxonomy places the organism in Eukaryota, Metazoa, Chordata, Mammalia, Perissodactyla, Equidae.
GGCUGGGAGCCGGGCUGGGAGGCGCAGGGUGAGCAGUGGGUUCCAGACGCGCUGCCGCCUGGCUAGGGGGCUGGCAUGGCCGCGUGCUUGUGAGAGCGGAGCGCGCGAGGGGCCGCUGCCACCAUGCCCGGGGGCGUGGGCGCCGCCCGGCUCUGCCUGCUGGCGCUCGCCCUGCCAGGAUGGACCAGAAGAGGAAGUGGGGAAGGCAGCCCCCUGCUACAGCAUGAACUGACAAUACCUCAGUGGAAGACUGCAGAAAGCCCCACGAAAGAAAAGCAUCCACUCAAAGCUGAGCUCAGGGUAAUGGCUGAAGGGCGAGAACUGAUCCUGGACCUGGAGAAGAAUGAGCACCUUUUUGCUCCAGCCUACACAGAAACCCAUUACACUCCAAGUGGCAGCCCUCAAACGACCACGCUGAAGUCUGAGGAUCACUGCUUUUACCACGGGACGGUGAGGAAGGCAGAACAGUCCAGUGUCACACUUAGCACCUGCCGGGGAAUAAGAGGACUGAUUAUGGUGAGCAGUAACCUCAGCUACAUCAUCGAGCCCCUCCCUGACAGCGAGGGCCACCACCUAAUUUACAGAUCUGAACAUCUCAAGCUGCCCCCGGGGAACUGUGGGUUCGAGCACUCCAAGCCCACCGCCAGGGACUGGGUCCUUCCGUUUACAAACCAGACCAAGAAACGACCUCACAGGAUAAAAAGGGAAGAUUUACACUCCAUGAAGUAUGUGGAGCUUUACCUCGUGGCUGAUUAUGCAGAGUUUCAGAAGAAUCGACGAGACCAGGAUGCCACCAAAUACAAGCUCAUGGAGAUCGCCAAUUACGUUGAUAAGUUUUACCGAUCGUUGAACAUCCGGAUUGCCCUCGUGGGCUUGGAAGUGUGGACUCAUGGGAACAUGUGUGAAGUUUCGGAGAACCCGUACUCUACUCUCUGGUCAUUUCUCAGUUGGAGGCGCAAACUACUCACCCAGAAGAACCAUGACAAUGCACAAUUAAUCACGGGCAUGUCCUUCCAUGGCACCACCAUCGGCCUGGCCCCCCUCAUGGCCAUGUGCUCCGUGUACCAGUCUGGAGGCGUCAACAUGGACCACUCCGAGAAUGCCAUUGGUGUGGCUGCCACCAUGGCCCACGAAAUGGGCCACAACUUUGGCAUGAGCCAUGAUUCUGCGGAUUGCUGCUCAGCCAGCGCGGCCGACGGUGGGUGCAUCAUGGCAGCUGCCACUGGGCAUCCCUUCCCCCGAGUAUUCAAUGGAUGCAACAGGAAGGAGCUAGACAGGUAUCUGCAAUCAGGUGGUGGGAUGUGUCUCUCCAACAUGCCAGAUACCAGGACGCUGUAUGGUGGCCGGAGAUGUGGGAACGGGUACCUGGAAGAAGGGGAAGAGUGUGACUGUGGGGAGGAAGAGGAAUGUAGUAACCCGUGCUGCAAUGCCUCCAACUGCACCCUGAGAGAAGGGGCGGAGUGUGCCCAUGGAUCCUGCUGCCACCACUGCAAGCUGCUGGCCCCAGGCACCCUGUGCCGGGAGCAGGCGCGGCAGUGUGACCUCCCGGAGUUCUGCACGGGCAAGUCUCCCCAUUGCCCCACCAACUUCUACCAGAUGGACGGCACCCCCUGCGAGGGUGGCCAGGCCUACUGCUACAACGGCAUGUGCCUCACCUACCAAGAGCAGUGCCAGCAGCUGUGGGGUCCUGGAGCCCGGCCUGCUCCUGAUCUCUGCUUCGAGAAGGUGAAUGUGGCAGGGGACACCUUUGGAAACUGUGGGAAGGACAUGAAUGGGGAACACAAGAAGUGCAACAUGAGAGAUGCCAAAUGUGGGAAGAUCCAGUGUCAGAGUAACGAGGCCAGACCCUUGGAGUCCAACGCAGUGCCCAUUGAAACCACCAUCACCAUGAACGGGAGGCAGAUCCGAUGCCGGGGCACCCACGUCUACCGAGGUCCUGAGGAGGAGGGUGACAUGCUGGACCCAGGCCUGGUGAUGACUGGGACCAAGUGUGGCUACAACCAUAUUUGCUUCGAGGGGCAGUGCAGGAACACCUCCUUCUUUGAAACGGAAGGCUGCAGCAAGAAGUGCAAUGGACAAGGGGUCUGCAACAACAACCAGAACUGCCACUGCUUCCGGGGCUGGGCCCCGCCCUUCUGCAACACGCCCGGCCUGGGGGGCAGCAUCGACAGCGGGCCCAUGCCCCCUGAGAGUGUUGGUGCUGUGGUAGCUGGAGUGUUCACAGCUAUCUUUGUGCUGGUGGCCCUUAUGCUGAUGUACUACUGCUGUAGACAGAACAACAAACUGGGCCACCUCAAGCCCUUGGCCCUCCCUUCCAAGUUGAGGCAACAGUUCAGUUGUCCCUUCAGGGUGUCUCACAACAGUGGAACUGGCCAUGCCAACCCAACAUUCAAGUUACAGACCCCUCAGGGCAAGCGAAAGGUGACCAACACCCCUGAAACCCCACGGAAGCCCUCACAGCCUCCUCCCCGGCCCCCUCCGGACUAUCUGCAUGGCGGGACCCUACCUGCACCAUUGUCAGCGCACCUCAGCAGGGCUGCCAGGAACUCCCUCGGGGCUGGGUCCCAAGUCGAGAGGAGCGAGUCAUCCAGGAGGCCUCCUCCAAGCCGGCCAGUGCCCCCUGCACCAAACUGCAUUCUCUCCCAGGAUUUCUCCAGGCCUCGGCCACCCCAGAAGGCGCUCCCAGCUAACCCAGUGCCAGGCCGCAAGAGUCUGCCCCGGCCGGGUGGCACCUCCAUACUGCGGCCCACUGCCGCUGACCCUCAGCAGUCCCGGCCUCUGGUAGCACCUGCUCCAAAGUUUCCUGAUUACAGAUCACAGAGGUCUGGGAUGAUGACUAGCUCGAAAAUCUAGACCCAUCUGAAAGGGCUUCUCCCUUUCCUUGAGGUUGCUGAACACCAUGGAAGAUCUGUGACCUCGGAAUCUGGAAGAAGCACGUCUGGCCGCCUCCGAGCUCCUCCUCCCCUCCUCCCAGAACCACUGCAUCUCCAAAUCUCCUUCUUGACUCAGUGCCCCCUUGGCCUCCUUGGAGGCCCAGGAGGACUGCUAUCCGAUGGUAUCUGAGUGUUGUUUUGUGCAAUAGACAGCCCCAGGUAGGGAAGGGAGAGCACGGAGGAGGAUGAAUGGCAGCUUCUCCUCCCACCUCCCUUCAACGGGCCCCUCACCUUAGAGGUGCCAAUGGAGAUGGUCCAGGCUGUCUGAGCUGGCGAGUCCAGCUGGGAAAAGUCUCUUUUAGUCUUUCAGUCCAGGACUUAGCUUAGAGAAGCCAUCCAUCCACGUCCUACGGUGGAGGGUACGCAUGAGAGCUUUCCAUUGCUUCUGUCAUCCUCGAAGGUCCCAGGCUAGAUAGAGGCUGGGCACUUACCCAUCCUUUUUAGCUCUGAGAUUGAGAGGAGUCAAAGCAGCCACUGCUGUGGCCCUGCCCAGGGUUUGGGUGAGGUGACAGCUCCCGGCUCUUUGGCUACAUGUGAACAAAUCAAGUCCCUCCCCCCCAACACCCUCCCAAAUCCCUGCAUCUCCUUAUUCACACGGGUCACUCUGACUCACACAGGUACUAUUUGUAGGCCGUGUAGACAGCAGGGGGAGCACCAGGCUUGGGCCUCCUCUGAGCCGUAAUGCCAAAGGUGCCACUGUCCACUCUCACCAUUCUUGGUUGCCUUCUGUUUUCUCUUCUGCACUUUCCAAGUGCCCUGUGCUUUCGAUUUCUCCUUCCCUUCUCGGACCCACCUGAUGUGCGAUGCUCUGAGAGUGGACCCUCAGCAGUCCUGACUUCCUGGGGACCUGGUGCUUGUGACCCACACGUCAGGGUCCUGCCUCAAGGGUUGGCCACUGGAUUUCCUGCUGUGGUUCCCAAGAGUGUUGUCUGGAGUAGACUUGGGCUGUGGGGGCCGUAGCUUUAUUUUCCAUUGUGUUCGUGACCUCAGCAGGGUGAGAGUCUUCUCCCCUCCUCCCCCACCUAAGUCUGAGUAAGGUCCCCAGGGAUGGCCAAAGGUGCCAUGAAGGAAGCAGAUGCCCCAGCCUGUCCCUAGGUCUGGUCAGUGACUUGAGGCAGGAUUGUUGCCCUCUGAGCAGAGAGCAGACCUGUCUCUGGAGAUCUCUGGAGAAGCAGCAAUCCACAGCCCUGAUGGGGUGGUCUGAGCUGGGGCCAACCAGGCUUUUUGAUUGUCCACGUCCUGGUGUCCUCUUCUCUGGCCACGGCCCUCCUCUGACCCUCACUGAAAGAGAACUUGGAGCAGCCAGGGGAUGCCAUCCCACGGGCCCCGGCCUCCUGCGGCAGAGAAGGAGGCUGCGUGGUGCUCUGCUAGACAGGAUGAUUUUCACCGAGUCCCCGGAGACGUUCCCUGGGACUGUCUCCCACCCCCAGAAGGGUGCUGGGCGGCUGGCCCCACUCCUGCAUGAGCAGUCGUUUACUCUUGAAACCUCAAAGCAAAGAAGAGGCUUGAGCUUUUCACUCCCCAGCCACCCCCAGGACGCCCUUACAGUGCUCUGCACACAACAGGUGCUCAAUAGAUGUUCUGGGGUUUGUAGCCAAGUGGAAUAUUAGGGAUGUGCACCUGGGUACACAUGUGGGGUGGAUUUAGAACGCUCUCAGGAAACGAGGUUCUUUUCCCUCAGGUAGUGGUGAUAUUUGCGUCCCUGGGUCUCCCUGACAUGGCCCCCGUUGCUCCCCGUAGCUGAUCUCCACUCUCUUUGCUGCCUGAUUAAGUCAGGGGACAGCCUUCCAUCUAAGCGUGCUGCUCCAGAUGCCUCAGGCCUCAAGGCCGGGUCCCAGAAAAGUAAAGGUGAAAACACCCCCUUAAAAAAUCACCCUUAAACCCAGGCCCUGCCUCACAGAGUUCCUAUGGCUUAUCCAGCUUUUCUCCCUCACAUCAGGAGGUAGGAGGCUCUGAAGUGAAAAUGCCACAGCCACCGUGGCUGCAUGAGUCUUUUGAAUCUGAUAUCCACCCUCCCUGGAACCACAUGGGAAAGAGACCUAGGUUGUUGCUGUUUUCUGUCUUUGUUUUUGUUUUCCAUCAUUUUUAAUACCACCUCCACCCCAUAAAAUUGUACUGUGAACUGGAAGACGAUCGAAUUUUUAAAAUUUGAUAGAGAGUUUUGGCAGCCGGUUCUAUUUACUGUUUCACUCCUGGUUCUGUUCAGGAGCCAGAAGUCGCCAUUUCGGCAGGCCAAGGAGGCUGCCGGGGAGCAAGACCGGCCAUUACAAAACCCUGUUUCCCUCCUGUGCCCAUGUGCUGCUUUGAGGUGACAAAUAAAAACAGAGACAGACUUCAGGAAGGAGGGACUUUCUUGGAAAGGAUUACUGCAAGACCAGGAGAGGUACUAUUACAAGAGGAGCAGGGGGCCAUUGCGACAACGCUCAGGGGAGCUGUUGCAAGGUCUGCGAGCAUCUCAAAGCUCAGAAGAAAGAGGCCUCUUUUAUGGGAAGGAGUGACCUCAGCUAGAAGGAGCCGCAUUCAGAGAAGGGAACGUCUUUGUCCUCAGCCUUUCUGAGGAGGGGCUGUAUCCUGGCUCAGGGUCGAGUGGGGAGGAGAGACUUAACCACGGCUUGGUGAGUUAACCCGCCCUUUGUUCAGCUGGAGAUGUACGUAAAUCUUUUUAAAAGUUAACUUAGCCUCCUGCCAGUUUUACAACCCUGGAAAUGUUUUUCUUAAGAGCCUGGGAGCCAUCUCUGAAAUGUAAACCUCAAGGGACCUCAAGGGAGAUGGCGCCCCUGUCUUCUGUCUCAGUGGGAGUUUUAGCUAGGGCACCUCCCCCAGGCUGUGGCUACCUGCUUGCCAUAGGUUCUUUUUAGCCUUGUUUACUUCUCCCUGUAAAGGAAAAGCCUCUUCUGCCCCAGCUCAGAGAUGCUUGCAGAUCUUCUGGUCUCUCGUUACAGAUCUUAGGGUAUUGCAAUAGCUGUUCCCUCAUCUCUUGCAAUAAUCCUUUUGAAUAAAGACUCCCCUUACCUAUGUCCAAAUUUGUUCUUAUUUAGCAGAGGGUCUGGAAGACUUGCAUAUUUUACAUCGGGGACCAGUUCUAAAGUCAGGGAUUGCGUUAAAUGUGUGUAUAACAGCUCUACUGGACACUCGAGAAAGCCAUGGGACUGCCAACUGGAAAGGUGCCCCAUCCCUAGGGAAGCUCGCUAAGGAGAGGUUCUGCAGAAUCCAAGCCAAGCGCCCCCAAAGUCGCCCUUCCGCGCAUCCUCUCAAACCAUCCACUGUGUGUACGUAUGUGUCUGGGAUCCAGGGCAAUGUGAAUUUUCUUUUUAUUUGGGAGAUUGUUCAUGGAAAACAGAUCCUCUUCUCUCUCGUCCACCUAUUAAUUGUUUACAAUAUUUGUACAUCUAUGCAAAAUACUUGAAUGGGCCAUGGUGCCUUUUUUCCUUGUUUGUAUUUAAUUAAAAUAAAUUGUCAUUUGA